Molecule: messenger RNA, 1047 nt
Organism: Kuraishia capsulata CBS 1993
Lineage: Eukaryota; Fungi; Ascomycota; Pichiomycetes; Pichiales; Pichiaceae
Exons: 1
Coding region: 1-1047 (348 amino acids)
Source: RefSeq, a predicted model, not a curated record
AUGACUGUCCCUCCACCUCAAGAUCUUUCCGAGCUUGCCCCAAGUGUCACCCUUUCAAACGUUGAAUUCUCUGUUAAGGGAGAUGUUAAAACUGCAAGAAUUAAAAAUCCGAUCAAAGAUGAAAAAUCUUUGAAACCCACAGUCGCUGAUUUGACCAUAUCUGAGCCCGUGACUGCAGAUAAGAUUGCAGAGAAGCUUGAGAUAUACGGUGGUGCUAUCGUGAAAAAUUUCUUAGCCGAUGAAAUCGUUGAUAGAAUGUGGGAUGAGAUCUCUCCACAUUUCACAAAAAGAGUCUGGAAUGGUGAUUUCUUUCCACAGGAAACCCAGAGAGUCACCGCUACUGUUUGCAAGUCUAAAACUGUUGCUGAGGAUUUCAUGUGUCAUCCAAUGUUCAGGGAAAUCUGUGCACGCUUUAUCGGAAAGAAGAACUCAUUCAUCAUGGGAGACGAGCUCGUUACAGCUUAUUCCGAGCCACAGCACAAUGCGUCAUCUAUGUUGAGCAUUGGCCCUGGUGCCAAGGACCAACCUUUACACCGUGAUGACAUUACCCACCACAAUAUCUGCCAAUAUCGUGAGAAGUAUGAGUACGGUCAUGAGACUGCUGUUGCCUGUGCUGUAGCACACAAUACAACCACCAAGGCUAAUGGUGCGACUCGCUUUGUUCCAGGUUCUCACCUGUGGGACCACCAGCGUGUCCCAAAGCCAGAGGAAGCUUUCUACGCUGAAAUGGAGAAGGGCGAUGCAUUCUUCAUGCUGGCUUCUUGCUUCCAUGGAGGUAGCGCUAACACCACGACAGACGAAUGGCGUAACAUGAGUUUCAUAUUCAUGACACAAGGUUUGUUGAGACCGGAAAUCAAUAUUUUUCUCGAGACUCCUCUUGAGUACUUUCAGUCGCUGUCAGUUCAGGCUUUGAAGAGCAUUGGCUUAGCUGUCAGUCAGCCAUUCUGUGGAUGGUACAGAGAUUUGGAGGAUCCUCUCAAAGUUGUGAAACCAGAGCAAGAUAACAGCUCUGACGAUAUGGGGAAAGGAUUCCAAUUAGUUUUAUGA